Scutellospora calospora is the source of this 166-nucleotide messenger RNA. The record is from the annotation of a GenBank genome assembly. NCBI's taxonomy places the organism in Eukaryota, Fungi, Glomeromycota, Glomeromycetes, Diversisporales, Gigasporaceae.
UUCAUUAUAUUUGCUUAAAUUGCCAACGGUUCGAUUUGCAUAUUUGGUUUUUCAAAAUAGCUUUGUGGUUUUAAUGAUCACUGCAUAUAGAAAAGACCUUACAGCUAUCACCAUAAAUCCUGGGACAAUUGAAAAAUUGCCAAUGACCGAAUCGACAAGUUACCGA